Molecule: messenger RNA, 3989 nt
Organism: Cololabis saira (Pacific saury)
Lineage: Eukaryota; Metazoa; Chordata; Actinopteri; Beloniformes; Belonidae
Product: SUZ domain-containing protein 1-like
Exons: 4
Coding region: 387-869 (160 amino acids)
Source: RefSeq, a predicted model, not a curated record
CAGCUCUCAUCAUGGCUGCCACAGAUACUUCCGGGUCAUGUCUCAGUUAGUAAACCUUCCUAAAGCAGAGAAACUGUUGGACUGGACCUUGUUUUUCUCCGUAACAUCACCUCUUCUCUUCUUCUCUUCCACCAGAGCCACGCUGCUCGGGGCUGAUCCAACCACUUCUUUGUUAAAGCAAAUUUAAAGUAACAACCAGCUUGAGUUGAGCUUUAAGCUAACGAGGUAGCAAGUGGCCAACGAAAGCUUUAGUUUAGUUUUUUUUUUUUAAUUUUAUUUCCAGCCUUUUGUCGAAUUAGACAAGUGUUUUUGACGGAACUACCACCCCAUGAGUUGUGCACGGACGAGCCUUAGUUAAGCUGGUAGUUGAGCCUGAGUGAGUGAACAUGGAGGAUGAGGAGGUGGCGGAGAGCUGGGAGGAGGCGGCUGACAGCGGGGAAAUUGAAAGGAGACUUGAGGCAAAGCUAAAGAUAAAUCAAGAGACAAGGAAGGCCACUUUAAAAUCUGGUGGUUCACCUGUGCGAACUGCGAUUGUAAUCCAAGACGACUCUUUGCCUGCUGCUCCACCACCUCAGAUUAGAAUAUUAAAGCGUCCUUCCAAUAAUGGUACCACAGGAAACUCCGCAUCCUUGUCUCGUCCUUCUCAGCAGAUGAAAUCUUUGGCCCAGCGGGAGGCAGAGUAUGCAGAGGCCCGAAGAAGGAUUUUGGGUAGUGCUUCUUCAGAAGAAACACCUCAGGACAAUUCAAGCCAGGAUAGGGCUGCUCGCAUGAGUGUGCAGCAACCGAUGGAAACACUUCGUCUAAACAAUCAGGUGAUCCGCCAACCUAAUGGCCCAGACGGUACCUCAGGCUUUCGACUCUGCAGAUAAAGUGAAUAUUCCUGCUGCAAGGAAACAGUUGCCUCCCUGAGAGGGCACAGUGUGUGGAAAGUAAAGGGGUUGUGUGUUGUGUGAAGAGCAGAGUGUCAGAAAUCAGUCAUGUCAACUAGUGGUCCCCAAAAUUUUAGGACAAGAAAUAAGAAGACAUCGCUUGAACUUAACUUUACCACCACCUCUCUGCUCUGGUUACUGGUAUCAUGUUUGCCUUUUGCCCUGUAUUUUCCCGAAGUGGAACCCUGCAAGAGGCUGCCAGAGAUUGAAGAUCUCAAACCCCUUCCAGUCCACACCAUGAACAGGCUUUGGUCGCACACUCCACAUACUGUGUCACUCUGAUGUACCACGAGGUCCCUUACGGAGUCCGAUUGCCCAGCUGAGUGAUGGUCCAUCAGGUGCUUGUCUCUUCAAGGAGAAUAAGGAGGACUCGUGAAUGUGUGUGGAAAACCCUAGAGUCACACACGAAGAUAGCUGGGCUUUCCAAUCAUGGAGAAUGGGUUGUCCACCAGCAAGAGGAAGGUCUUAGUUCAUGUGUGGCAAGUGAACUGCUUGACGGUGCCAAGAACUGACUGUGUGUUUAGCCGCUUGAAUGUAAGCUGAUCGAAAAAUUGUGAUGAUUGGACCUUUUUCAGUACAAAUUCCAGGUGCCCAGUGAUGUUAUAAUACUGUAGAGGAGGUUGAGUGGUUAAAACCAGAGCGUUUGAAAGGCCUCUGUUUGGCACUGGUAGUUACUUUUAAAAAAAAGAGCCAGUUUAGCAAACAGUCUGUGGCCAAAGAUGAUGAUCUGAAACACAAAAGAAAUCUCAGCUUUUUGAAGCAAUAACAAUGAAAUGACUUCAUUGUGUGUAUUUUUGUUAAACGUUUUGUUUUAAACCAUUAACAUUGUUACUUUUUUUUUUUUUUCUUAGUAACAUGGCAUAUUUAAUUUAGUGCUAUGUAAGCAAGUAAAUGAUUUAGCUGCCAUUAGAAAAUGUAUGUUUGUGUCUGUUUAAUUUUGAUCAUAUUGAAGGGAAGAACUCAUUAAUUGAAAGAAUAUCCCUUUUGUGUGGUGACUAAAAUCAGAUAAAUGAUGAGAUUUUCCCUAAAUCUAUUAGAACUCCAUCUGCUUGAACAUCAGCUGCACGAUCUUUGUGCUGUUGAAGCAAUACUUGUAAAUUCUUCCUCAAUUAAUAUAUCAUGCCCAGUGUGAAGAAAGAUGAAAUAUUAUGGUAUGUUUUGGCAAAGGCUCUGCAUGGUUCAGGGAAAUGUGACAAAAAUUACAGAAAUAAUUAAGAAAAAUGUUGGAAAAUGUAAUCUUUUAAUCGGUGCCGUUUGGAAUGAAGAUACAUUUAAUGACCUGGUUUUGUUGAAGGUCUUCCUGUUAUGUAUGCGUGUUUGUUUUUUUUCCCCCAGACUGCAGGAUUUUACAAUGUUAGCUGAUUUACCAGCGAUCAAAAAUAUCUUUACAAACUAUCAAAUAGUCAAAUGCUGAUAAGAUACCUAAUAUAGUGGUUAUCACCAUAGAUGAACAUGAAGUUGGUUUGAAACUUCUGACAUUUUAAGCCUUAAAUGAUAAAGGCUUGCCAACACCCAUUUUUCUUGUAGAGGUUCAGAUAUAUUUUUGAAGGUCUUUCUGUGCUCAGAUUAGGUUUAUGACCAAAUCAUCUGUUUGGGCUACACAGUAAGAAUUUUGACAAAUUUGUUCCCACAUUUGGUGAGUUUGGUUUUGUGCUGUUCAAACAAUCUCAGGUAAAUUGAGGUCAAGCUGUGAUCAACAGAAGAUACACGUUCAUAAUAGCACAACUUUCUAAACGUGCUGCAGUUCAAACUCCAGUGUCUGAUUAAGAAAUUUGGUGUCACCGUUAUUGUAUUGUGUGCAGAGAUGCUCUUAACUUUUUCGGAGUGACAUGCAAGGUUUUCAUUUGUGUUUGGGCCUAUAUUAAGGAAGCAUUCUUCGAAUAAACUGUUCUUGGGAGGUGUAGUUGAGGUUUUGAAACAAGAUUUGCUAUCUUGACUUGAUAAUCAAGAACAGUCCAUUUUGUGCCAGUGUGAUGUUCCCAUCAUGCUUUGUUGCAGUCAUUCACAGCCACUUGUCUAAAUGAGACCUAAUUGAUGUCAUCAUUUUGAAAUAAAACAAACAAAUGGAAUACCUUUUAAUAAACACAUAUUAUAAAUGCAGAAUUUUACUUUAUUUUAUUUAUGUCUUGCCAGAAUUUUGGUGCUGUUGUGCAAACAGAAAUUCUGCAAAGGCUUCAGCCUGAUGGCCUAGCUGUUGCAGCCGACCUCUAGCGGCCAGACGAGGAAUUACAACGAAUUGUUCCGCAUGAGCGCCAACCCGGAAGUUAGAUGGGUUUUUUCCUUUUUUUUUUUUUUCUUAUUUAAGUUUUAUUUUAUUAUAUUAUAUAACUAUUUUACAAAUCAAACCUGGCACCUUUUACAUUCCAGAUAAACAUUCAUUACAAAAGUAGAACAUCAUGCGACUAAAUCAAAAAAAUUAUAGAACAGGAAAACAAGAAAAAAUGCAAGGGAUCAAUCAGAAAUUAGGGUACAAAGGAAUUUAUAGAUAUGCUGGGCUUUUUGAGUUAAACAUCUUUUUACAUAUUCUGACUUGAAUUGUUGACUUGUAUUGUUUUAUUUCGUUAAGAUAUGCACUAAAAAUUGGAAUAAUUUCUAAAAAGUGACCUUUAUGGAUAAAGAAUGUAGCCAUUAUAUUUGCAUUAUUGAUCCCAAAUUCUGUAACUGUAAACACACUGGUAUGUCUUCAAAUGUAAAAAUCGGAAUCAUUUUAUCACUGUGGUUAUCCAAUAUUGAAAAGCUUCCCAAAAGGUCCUAGUUAAACUACAAGAAAAAAAUAGAUGUUCCAAAGAUUCAAUAUCUGCAUUACAAAAAGUACAUAUAUUCAAAUUUAAGAGUGACUUUUACUAAAAGAUCUCUGUUGUUCCAGAUAAGGUAUUUGUGUGGCGAUAAGUUGUGUUUAAAGAUGAGGAUCCAUGCUAAGAGGAACUGCUAAUGGAAGGAUAUGAACAUUUACAGGAAGUUUCUCAACAUUGUAAUGACAGUUUAAAAUUAAGCCACCAAAGCACAAGAAAACAUGAUAUGGUAUAAGGGUCAAGAUAGAAGUCAGAUUCUUUGUUAAAU